CUCUGGGCUUGUUUGCUUUCCACCCUAUUCCGCUAAAAAGGCUUUGAGGAUCACAUUUUAAAGACAUUUAAUGAAAGGAUUUCAAGUGGCAGCAAAAGGAAAAACAUGGGGAUACUAUAUUCACAGCCCAUUUGCCAGGCCGCUUAUAAUAACGACUUAAAUGAACUUCAGCUCCUAUUGGAAGAAGACAGAAAUAAUCUGAAUAUCCAGGACUAUUUUAGUGGAGACACGGCGUUAAUCUGUGCAUGCAAAAAAGGGCACAACAGAAUCGUCAGUUACCUUCUGAAAAUGAACGCUGAUGUGAACAUUAAAAAUAAGGAAGAAAGAACCUGUUUGCACUAUGCAGUCAAAAAACGAUUUGGUUUCCUUGAUUAUUUGCUCAUCAUACUUUUAAUGCCUGUUAUGCUGCUAGGAUAUCUUCUCAUGGUUUCUAAAAGUAAGCAGAAUGAACACCUCAUCAAGAUGCUGCUUAGAGCUGGCGCAUAUGUUAACGCUCAAGAUGAUUCAGGACGGACGUCUCUCCACUACGCUUGUGAAAUGAAGAACCAAUCCAUCAUUCCAUUAUUAGUUGAAGCAGGUGCUGAUGUUUCCAUAAAGGACAAGGAUGGAGAGACUCCAUUGGACAUAGCAAGAAGAUUAAAGUUCGUCAACAUAGAACAUACAUUAAAGAAGGAUUCUUAGAUCAUUACAUCAGACAUUGUUAGAAAAGCUCUGAUUCAUUGGGGCCGAUUCAUUGCAAUAAAUGUAAUUCCUUUUACAAUUUCAAGUGACAUCAAGCAGCCAAUAAGCUUAUGCAAAAGAAUAGACCGCAUUAAACCCUGUUGCUGAGGUUUAAUGGGUGAUAAAAUCAAAAUGUGAGCAUC
This is a messenger RNA of Thamnophis elegans (Western terrestrial garter snake), 863 nucleotides long. It is a transcript of the gene ANKRD22, whose product is annotated as ankyrin repeat domain 22. NCBI's taxonomy places the organism in Eukaryota, Metazoa, Chordata, Lepidosauria, Squamata, Natricidae. The record is from RefSeq and is a predicted model, not a curated record. Gene Ontology annotation, molecular function: protein binding. The coding region runs from base 106 to 681 and encodes 191 amino acids. The transcript has 6 exons.